Paramuricea clavata is the source of this 330-nucleotide messenger RNA. NCBI's taxonomy places the organism in Eukaryota, Metazoa, Cnidaria, Anthozoa, Malacalcyonacea, Plexauridae. The record is from the annotation of a GenBank genome assembly.
AUGAACGACUGGCGUAACAAUGAAAUUGGUGCCUUCAUCAAUGCUGAUGAUAAAUUAAAACAAAACUCUGGCAUGGCAAAACCAAAAGGUUCAAAACGACAGUUUAGAAACAUACUUGAAUGCAAGAAUGCGUUUGAAAUACUUACAGUAGAGGAUGAUAGUGAACAUACUGAUAAUGACAAACAAGAAACUGUCGGGGAAGGUUUGAGUACCGGUACUCAAGGAGCUGAGGAGGAUGUCACUGUUGAAUGUAAUGUGAUCAAUGAACAAGAGCCUAACCGGAAAGACUCGGGUACACAGAUGAUAGAAGGUAAGCCAGAGUUACCAUGA